Messenger RNA from Trichoderma virens Gv29-8, 2722 nucleotides. RefSeq lists its product as uncharacterized. The transcript has 6 exons. The record is from RefSeq and is a predicted model, not a curated record. Gene Ontology annotation, biological process: proteolysis. Bases 1 to 2427 code for a protein of 808 amino acids. Gene Ontology annotation, molecular function: serine-type endopeptidase activity. NCBI's taxonomy places the organism in Eukaryota, Fungi, Ascomycota, Sordariomycetes, Hypocreales, Hypocreaceae.
AUGGACGGCGAGGGCGGCUGGGAGGACACGGCCGACAACCGCGAAGACGUCAAAUUUUGGACAGCAUUAGUCGAAAGAAGGCUAACCGAGGACGAGGCGGCAAGGGAUGAUGGUGUGGCAGCAGGAGCCGACGGAGUAGCAAUCACUGGAGGCACCGGGGGAGAUGAAGCCAUCAUCGUCAAUAUAAUACAGGUGCUAAUGAUAGAGGUCUUUUCUGCGCAGCACCCCAAGAGACUCGAGGUCAACCAGGAGCCAUCACCAAAUCCCAGAGUCGAGUUCGCCAUGGUUCAGGUUCAGGAACUGACGCCUGAAGUUCUACUGACCGAGCCGAGGCGUGGCCCGGCAGUAGCAAACAUAGGCGGAACUCAUGCAAUCUACACAGUGUCAACACAUGAGCUCGGCGACGGAACCACCCAUGAGUUCCGGAUUCUCGAGCUCAAGACGGGAAACUCCACCCGGCUGUCUAAUGAUCCUCGAGUCCACGAUGUCGUGUGGAUUCCCGGCUCGGAAUUCAACAUCCUCUACCUGCGGUCGGCAGAAAUGGGCCGAACCCAGAUCAUGGUGGCAGAUGCUCGGGAUCCAUUCGAACGCCACUAUAAUGCGGGAGAAAUCGAUGCCCCCGUGUCGAACCUGAAGCUCAAGAAGCUGGAUUGGCAAAACGUCGCCUUUGUAGUCACGGGGCUCGUUGGCGACUCUGGUUUGUAUAACCAAGAGGCUCUCCAAGUGUCAUCAACUGCAAAGGUUUACGACGCUGAAAUCCCUGUUUGGAAUGCCUCACGUAGACCCCAUAGACGCAGUCUCUGGUACAACCAGCUCGUCCUCCGCGGCCGCUACUGGGAGCUUGAUGGAAAGCUCUUUAACCUGCUUCCUGGUAUGGAUUUGGAGGUUCCAUCUCGCCUGAAUAGCGAUAAGCCCUGCAACGACUUUGACAUUUGCCGUGACGGGAUUGCAUUUUCCGCGAGAGAUCUGAGAGAGCGAGGGCCAGAUGGACGCCCUCCGGCAGCCGUCUACUUUGCGCAAAUAAGUUUAUUUUGUGCGCAGCGAAACGGACUUCCCAGACAGAUACUUAUACCCAGUAGCUUUGAACCUGCUUCGAUAACAAACGUCCGAUUCACUCCCGACAGGUCGAGUAUCGGCUUCCUCUACACAGCCAUCGAAGAUCCCUACAACACUCGGCUGUUUUUAGCCUCUCUUUCCUCCUUCGACGCGUUUGACGUCUUCAGCCUUGUGACUUGCACUGAUGACGAGGAUCUACACCCACCAAGGGCCUUUGAGUUUGCCGGUGCGGAGUCUGUGAUUCUACAGAGCCAUCUGCUUGGCUACGAAACUCUUUCUCACCUCAAGCUAGAGGACGGGGCCAAGCCGACGGUUUUCUUCACCGGCAACAGCUGUAGUGCCUUUCAUCCGAUCGUGCAGGACAACUGGGAAUACAUUCUAACAACGUCGUCCAGCUUCAUUGACAGCUGCCUGUGGCAGGUUGUGCAGGUUUCGAAAGCCAAGGUCUUGGAGACCAUAUCUUCUGCGACCAAGGGCGGUUGCAAAUUUGGCCUCUCCAAAAAGAUGGUGUCCGAGUUUUGGUACGAGGGCGCAAAUGGGUACUUUAUUCAUUGCUGGAUGAUCCUGCCGCAGGGUUUUGUCGAGACCGAAGAGUAUCCUUGGGUACUGAUGCCUCAUGGUAGCCCGGACAUGGCUUGGAAUAACGAAUGGUCGACGACGGCAUGUACCAACCCUGCUGCUUGGGCGACGAAGGGGUACGUCGUAAUACUCCCUAAUUUUACUGGAUCUAGCGGAUACGGACUGGAAUUCACAAGACGAAUCCGGGACCAGAGGGGAGAUAAGCCGUUCCAAGACCUUCUCAGCCUCAUCGCCGACCUUGAAGAUGUGCCUUAUCUCGACAAAGAGAGGGCUACCGUGGUGGGAAACAGCAGCUCUGCAUACCUUGUGAAUAAACUUUUGGGACAUGAUGUUGCCAAAAAGUUCUGCUGCGCAGUAUACCAAAACGGUGCAAUCGAUCCUCCGACGCCCUCGCCGCAUAAAGAGCACAUCUUUGACAAUUUCGACAAACUCGACCCAUCAUACUCGCACACGGACCCAGAGAUGAUAUAUGAGAAUGAUAUGGCUCGGUCAACCUUUUUCCACGGCUGGAAAAAUGCACCACCAACGCUCAUUAUCCACGGAGAGAUGGAUAAGCAAUGCUCAAUUACAGACGCAUUGUCUGCGUUCAACUCUCUGCAGGCUCAGGGAGUUCCUAGCCGGCUUUUGACCUUCCCAGACGAGGGCCAUGUUGUUACCAAACCAGAAAACAUCAUGACGUGGUAUAAAGUGGUAUGGAAGUGGCUCGGCAAGCACGUUGAUGGCGAGGAAGAGGAAGAGGAAGUGGACGAGGAGCUCUACCAUCAGUGGAGUCCUCAACCCAUUAGGAACUAAACAACUUGAGUACACCUUUGGUCAUAGUGAUAUGGACGGAUGCCAACAAAUUUGCUACUUGUCUGAUCGUGUUUCCAAAGCUGCCAAUAAGGCAUUGUCGAGCUGGGAGGUUUUUUCUUCUUCUCUUCUUAACCUGUCUCCUUUUUCUUGGAUAUGUAUGAGUCGGGACUACUGUUCUUUCGCCGUCUCAACCGAAGCGACACAGUUAUCAAGCGCAAUCUUUCAAUGGACUUUUUCUUCUUUUUCCUUAACUUACAAUCUUUGCUUCCGAUAUCUUUGCUACAAAAAUGACUCC